Messenger RNA from Chondrus crispus (carragheen), 327 nucleotides. RefSeq lists its product as hypothetical. The record is from RefSeq and is a predicted model, not a curated record. The coding region runs from base 1 to 327 and encodes 108 amino acids. The transcript has a single exon. Lineage: Eukaryota; Rhodophyta; Florideophyceae; Gigartinales; Gigartinaceae.
AUGUUCCGAUGUGCAUGGGGAGCUGUUCCAGAAGACCUCGAAGUUUGCUCUCAGGCACCUCACUACGGAAACGAGGUAUUUGAAAUCUUGGUGAAAAGGCAGCAUCCGGCAAAAUACCUCGAUGGAAUUCGAGAAGUUUUGAAGGCAAUGCAUCCUCAUUGCAGAUAUAUUUCCGACAGGAGAACGAUUCGAUUUUGGUGUCGGGCAUUCGACGUUAUCGACGUUACAAACUUGUCCGACUGCCCAGCCAAAGCCUAUCGAAUGAAGCUCGUUUUGUUUCUCUUAACGAAAAAGUCCUUCAAGCUAGAACCAGGGGCUCGCACAUAA